Wickerhamiella sorbophila is the source of this 399-nucleotide messenger RNA. RefSeq lists its product as hypothetical. NCBI's taxonomy places the organism in Eukaryota, Fungi, Ascomycota, Dipodascomycetes, Dipodascales, Trichomonascaceae. The coding region runs from base 1 to 399 and encodes 132 amino acids. The transcript has a single exon. The record is from RefSeq and is a predicted model, not a curated record.
AUGUCUGCUGGAAAGAAACUCUUGAUUGCUGGUGCCCUUGGUGGUGCAGCCUACUGGUAUUACCUCAAGCUAGAAGAUGAGCGCCGCCUUCAGCAGGCCCAUCUCAAUGCACAGAGCCUGGGCCGUAAAGUAGACAACGCUGCUUCGGACACCAAGGCCUAUGUGCAGAAUAAGUAUCAGGAAAGCGUUGAUGCUGCUGAGAAGCAGAAAAAGGCCCUCGGUGACAAACUCACCCAGGCCCAGAGAAAUAGCGAAGACAAGCUGAAUGAGCUCAGCAGCUCCGCUCAGCAACAGAAAGACGCUUUCAUUAAAAACGUCGAUGAUGCUGUAGUUACUGCUGGGGACAAGUCUAAGGGCUGGAUCGACAGCACAGUCGGAUGGGUCACUGGCAAAAAGUAG